AUACGUGAUGGCGUUGAACGUGACGGGUCUGGUGGUGGUGGUGGCGUUCUUCCUGCUCAUCCCGGCAGCGGGCAUGUGGGCUGCCAGGCGCUUCAAGAAGUCGGGAGGGACAGGAGAUGGAAUGGAAGACACGCUUCUGGCUGGGCGUAACAUCAACUUGCUGAUGGGGAUCUUCAGCCUUACAUCCACCUGGAUAGGAGGAGGAUUCAUCCUUGGUAUCGCUGAAGCAACGUACAACCCGACAUUGGGAGCAGUGUGGGCUCUCAUGCCUGUGUCUUAUGUCCUUACAUUCUUCUUAGGUGGCAUUUUCUUUGCAAAGCCCAUGAGAGACAACAAGUAUUUGACGAUGAUGGAUCCUUUCCAGCAGAAGUACGGGAACGUACUGGCCAGUCUUCUCACCCUUCCGGCUCUGGUCGCUGAUGUGCUGUGGGUGGCACGCACACCCGUCAGCCUGGGCGUAACUAUGAAUGUGAUCCUGGACCUUUCCUACACCAUCUCCAUCCUCAUCUCCUUUGCCGUGGCCAUCGUGUAUACGCUCGUGGGAGGGUUCCUCUCUGUGGCUUACACAAAUGUCAUUCAGCUCAUCUGCAUCUUCAUCGGCCUGUGGUUGAGUGUCUGUUCCGUCUUGACCAGCUCUCACUUUUUGGACAUCUCACUGACGGCGUACAGUCAAGGCUACCAGGCUCCCUGGAUUGGCACUGUGGAGCUCCAUGAAGCGGGCAUCUGGUUUGACAACUUUAUGGUGCUGGCUCUGGGUGGUUUGGCCUACCAAGCGUUCUACCAGAGCGUCCUGUCGGCCUCAUCUUACGCCCAGGCUCAAGUGACCUGCUUUGCCUCCGCUGCCUUUUGCCUGGUGCUGGGUAUCCCCUCUAUACUAAUCGGAGCUGUGGCUGCAUCGACUGACUGGAACUCAACGAGCUAUGGACUACCAACUCCAUAUGAGCGUGGAGAAGCAGGUUCCAUUCUGCCCAUUAUACUGAAUACCUUCACACCCAAUGUGUCCAUCAUUGGCAUUGCAGCUGUAGCUGCUGCUGUCAUGUCCUCCAUGGACUCUGCCCUGCUGUCCUCUGCCUCAAUGUUCUCCUCCAACGUCUACAAGAACAUCAUCAGAAAACAAGCGUCAGAUCGUGAGAUGCAGUGGGUGAUUCGUAUCUCGGAGGUGGUUGUGGGUCUGGCUGGUACUGGCCUCUCCUUCCUUGACAACAGUGUUCUGGUCUUCUGGCUUUUGGGUGUGGAUAUGUCCUUCACCAUCAUGUUCCCUCAGCUGGUUUGCAUCCUCUUCUUCAAGGUGUCCAAUGGCUACGGUGCUAGUUUGGGCUUCGCCGUGGGAGUCCUCAUGAGAAUCCUGAGUGGGGAGCCACUCAUCGGCUUGCCGCCCGUCAUCUGCUACCUCAACUGCCAACUGAAUGCCGAGGGCACGCUCACCCAGUUGUUCCCCUUCCGCACUACCAUCAUGGUCACCUCCAUUCUAUCCAUCCUGCUAUUCUCCUGGCUGACAGCUUUCCUUUUCAACCGAGGCCUGUUGCCUAAGAAGUGGGAUGUGUUCAAGGUCAAACCAAAGCAGGUGGUCCCUAAAGACGACCAAGAGGUCUCUGCGUCAGAGCUGGAAAUAGAAACCGGGUUCUGAAGGGACUCAAAAGGAGCAAAACGAUUUUGACAAAAACAUUUUAUUAUCAACCUAUCAUCCAGUAUAAGACUUUUUCGAAAGACUUUGAUUAAAUUUGUUCUGAUUUUUUGUUUUGUAAAGACUUUCUAUGAUAGAUAGAUAGAUAGAUAGAUAGAUAGAUAGAUAUAUAGGUCUUUAUUAUCUUUGCACAAGUACAACGAAACUUUGUUUUCAGCACAAACCCGUUCAAGAUUAGACAAAACAAACAGUGUACAGGGUUACAGAACAGGAACGCUGAUGGGUUGCCACAAGGCGCCCCGUAAAAGAUGGGAAAAAGGUAAAACGCUGGGGAAGGAUGAGUAAAAAAAAAAUACAAUCUAGACUAGGCUCCUAGGGGGCCCAGUCUGGAGUGGGAAAAAACCUCCAUAGCAAAGCACAUAUACAUAUUACAACGUAGAUCUCGAGAUAUCUAGCAACAGAGGGAAGG
Messenger RNA from Nerophis lumbriciformis (worm pipefish), 2093 nucleotides. Its product is annotated as high affinity choline transporter 1-like. Gene Ontology annotation, cellular component: plasma membrane. Gene Ontology annotation, biological process: transmembrane transport; choline transport; acetylcholine biosynthetic process. Gene Ontology annotation, molecular function: choline:sodium symporter activity. The record is from RefSeq and is a predicted model, not a curated record. Lineage: Eukaryota; Metazoa; Chordata; Actinopteri; Syngnathiformes; Syngnathidae.